Molecule: messenger RNA, 2208 nt
Organism: Erpetoichthys calabaricus (reedfish)
Lineage: Eukaryota; Metazoa; Chordata; Cladistia; Polypteriformes; Polypteridae
Product: protein BANP-like
Exons: 14
Coding region: 149-1690 (513 amino acids)
Biological process (GO): negative regulation of protein catabolic process; protein localization to nucleus
Molecular function (GO): DNA binding
Source: RefSeq, a predicted model, not a curated record
GUUUUGGACCAGUCGUUAAGUUCCUAAGGAUAGGGAGCAAACUUCAGUGGCAUAUGAUGAUAUUAACACUGUUUAUCAACACAUGUACGUAAUAAGGUGGCUAGAAGUUCCUGACCUGUGUUUUCCAGUAUUUUAUCAGGGUGGCUGAAUGAUGUCUGAACAGGACCUGGUGGAAAUGUUGCAGAUUGCAGUUGAAGACUUGAGUCAAGAUCAUCCUGUGGCCCUUGAAAACCAUGAUGAAACUGAUGACGCAGAUAAACCUGAAAGAAAACGUCAGCGAUUAGAAAUCAGCUGCCUGGACACUCUGAUCAAGUCUCUGUUAUAUUCGAUCAACCAGACUGUCUGUCUGCGUCUGGACAAUAUCGAGACCAAGCUUCAAACUGUAGAAGCAACAUGUAAAUCUCUGGAGGAAAAGUUGGACAUACUACUGAACAAAAACCACGGACCAAUUCAGGUGCCUAUGGUGGCUGGAUCUCCCCUAGGAGCAACUCAGACCUGGAAUAAAGUCAGAUGUGUGGUGCCACAGACUAACGUGAUUGUGAGUAACGAUCGACCGAAGAUGACUGGGCAGGAGGAUUUAAUACCUAGAGCAGCAGACUCCCUGGAAAAUCUUCUUAGCAAUACUGUUCCUGGACGUAGACAAAACACCAUCCUGGUUAAAGUUCCAGGACCAGAAGACAGCCAUAAUGAGGAUGUUGAGAGCGGGUCCGAAACAAGUGACUCCGUAUCUAACAGUGGCCAAACCUCAGGGCAGUCAGUUGGAAACAAUGUUACCCUUAUCACGCUCAAUUCUGAAGAGGAUUUUCCCAAUGGCACUUGGCUUGGUGAUGAAAAUAAUCCUGAAAUGCGAGUUCGAUGUCCUAUUUCUGAAUCAGACAUGCUUCACAUAAGCUCAAAUUGCCGUACAGCUGAGAAAAUGGCUCUGACUCUUCUGGACUACCUAUUUCAUCGAGAAAUUCAAGCUGUGUCAAAUCUAUCUGGGCAGAGCAAACAUGGGAAAAAGCAGCUAGACCCCCUCAUGAUCUAUGGGAUUCGAUGUCACUUAUUUUAUAAGUUUGGCAUCACAGAAUCAGAUUGGUAUCGAAUCAAACAAAGCAUUGACUCAAAAUGUCGUACUGCCUGGCGCCGGAAACAGAGAGGACAAAGUCUGGCAGUGAAAAGCUUCUCUAGGAGAACGCCAGAUUCUUCCUCAUUCUGCACCUCAGAUCUAUCAUCUUGUAAAAGAGUGGCACUGAUGUCAGGUCAAGACUCAACAACAAUCGACCUAACAAGAGAGGGCAUCCAGAGUAAUGUUUCAUCUCCAACAGAAGCCCAGCAGGCCCAGCAGACCUUACACUAUGCUCUAGCCAAUGCACAACACGUCCAAAUUCAUCGUAUUGGUGAAGAUGGUCAGGUUCAAAUGGGAAAUCUGCAGAUUCAUCAACUUCAUGUUGACCAGGAUUGUCAGGUUCUUCGUGGUACACAGUUGAUUGCUGUGGCCUCAGGUGAUCCAAAUGCUGCUGCAGUAGAAGAGACCCCUCUCCAAACGAAUGAUAUCCAAGUCCAGUAUGUGCAGUUAGCACCUGUAACUGACCAACACACUGCCACAGUUCAAAACCCUCAUCUCUUUACUCAGUUAUCUCCUCCUAAUCUUGAUGAUACAAGAAAACAGAAAAACAACAGCUGGUGCCAGAAGUGGGACUGGAGUUAGUUAAAAAGUUAUAGCAAGAAAGAGAAAGUGUACCAUUGUAGUUGAGCGUGGACGAAUCUGCUUCUACUGUAUAAGAGAUCUUUGAAUUUUAAGGAUUCUACAGUCAGGUCUGGUUCAUGAUUGCAGCACCAUCUUGAGUUUUUUAUGAAUCAAAUGUACUGUCAAAAGUACAGGAAAGAAUGAGAGCAGAUGCCAGCCACAGCAAUGCAGUCACUGAGCACAUAUAAGUGAGAGGAGGGAAUGAAAACAGAAGACAUAACAGAAGAAAGCACAAAUCAGUAAAAGCCUGGCAUGAAAUGUGGUCAUGGUAAACUGAUUUUUUAAAAUUAUUUUACAUUAAAAACAGACUGUUUAUAUUGCUUUAUCAGCUAUAAAACCCAGAAAUGUUAUUUUGUUCUGAAUAUGUUUUAUACAGAAUACAUUAGAAAACAUUAAAAAUACAUUCUUUAGAAUGUGUUAAGGAAAAGUAUGUCUUUUUCUAACUUAAUGAAACACUUGUUUUUAGAAGCAUCAUUCCU